Messenger RNA from Juglans regia (Persian walnut), 378 nucleotides. RefSeq names its product 60S acidic ribosomal protein P2-like. The coding region runs from base 40 to 378 and encodes 112 amino acids. The record is from RefSeq and is a predicted model, not a curated record. Lineage: Eukaryota; Viridiplantae; Streptophyta; Magnoliopsida; Fagales; Juglandaceae. Gene Ontology annotation, molecular function: structural constituent of ribosome. The transcript has a single exon. Gene Ontology annotation, cellular component: ribosome; cytosolic large ribosomal subunit. Gene Ontology annotation, biological process: cytoplasmic translational elongation.
UUUGCUCUCUCGCUCUUUUCCCCGUUUUCUCUAGAAAACAUGAAGGUGAUUGCUGCGUAUUUGCUGGCUCUUUUGGGAGGGAACACAAGCCCUUCAGCUGAAGAUAUCAAGAACAUCCUUGGCUCGGUUGGAGCCGAAGCUGAUGAUGAUACGAUAGAGCUUCUUCUGUCACUGGUCAAGGGCAAAGACAUUACAGAACUUAUUGCUACUGGGAGGGAGAAGUUGGCCGUUAUGUCUUCUGCUCAUGGUUUUGCAGUUGCAGCCACCGCUGCAGAUGGUGGUGCUGUUGCUGCCGCUGCGGAGCCAAAGAAAGAGCUGGAAAAGGUGGAGGAGAAAGAGGAAUCUGAUGAAGAAAUGUGCUUCAGUCUCUUUGAUUAA